CUUGCGAAUCGUUAUUUCUGCCUUGGCCUUCGCCCAAGAACUUGAUGCCCCUAUUCAAUUGUUCUCCGAGACCCCAAAUAUAUAUGUUUUCCGGUUUUCCGAAGACACAAUCCUCAUAUAAUUUUCAAAACCAUACCGAGGCAGGCGUUGUUGGAAAUGGUUCCUUGAAGAAAGAUGUGGUGGUGGAAAAAGGAGCCAUCAAGGGGCCCCCACAAGAACCUGGCUGUUUAUGUCCCACCACAUUGGGAGUUAAGUAAUCAUGAGCUUAUCAGCAGCUAGAAAUGAGAUCACUCAGAGGAUGCCUAGAGUCCAAUCAGACAAGUCUAAAGGGAGGACUCAAAGGGGUCACAUAAGCUCGAGAAGACACCGAGCGCUGACUCCUCUCAAGCAAGAAGCACACGAUAUUCUCCAUCUGCGAUCAAUCGCGGCACCGUAUCAAGCUCACAGCCAAAGAUUGCCCAACACGUCCAACGUAUUGGUACAAGUCGAGUACAAGGGCUGCUCGGAAUGCGACCACAUCAGCGUCGAGACCGGCAGGUUCAUAGACCGAAGCGCCUUCACGAACACAACUCUCAGCCCCGCUGAGUGGGAAUAUAACUGGUAUCACACCCCGCACAAUCAGCAAAACUUAGCUGUCCACGUGUACUUCCAGGGGUCUAGCUUGCCUCCUAAUGCAACAUGCCUUACCUUGCUAAAACACAUCCCCACCAACGACUAUUUUGUCAAGCACACCGACAUGGUGCGAACUCGGGGCUUCGUCGAUUUCAUCCCUGUCAGUUUCAAGGAGGAGUCCGCCAGGUUGGUGAUGCCAUCAUCCUUCACCUCUCUCGGAGCCCGCAUUCGCAGAAUGGUCCCCCGCCCCCGCCAGUACCCGUCUGGGAUCCACGAGGUUUUGGUUUUCGUGUGCCUGGGAUUAUGGAGUCUGAUCCACUACUUGCCACUCAUCCCAGCCGGCUACAACAGCCCAAACACAGGACAGCGCUACUCCGGCUGCUCGAAAACAGCCGACCAUCACGGGUUCCCGCCGCAACAUCAGCCUGCUGUACACCGGCCCGGUGCCGCAGAACUGGAACCGGGAAGCCCAUGCACUGCGCUACCGUGCCUCACUCGCCUCCGGGUGGAGACAGCGCACCGCUGCGGACGUAUAGUCCUGUCUCUGACUCGGGUUAUGGCAGUUACUCGGAUGUUCCGAGUCCGUCGGGACGAGCGUGGGGGUGGGAAUGGGUACGGGCAUGGAUACGGUACAGAUGACGCAGGGGAGUGA
Messenger RNA from Pseudomassariella vexata, 1264 nucleotides. RefSeq lists its product as uncharacterized. The coding region runs from base 260 to 1264 and encodes 334 amino acids. The record is from RefSeq and is a predicted model, not a curated record. Lineage: Eukaryota; Fungi; Ascomycota; Sordariomycetes; Amphisphaeriales; Pseudomassariaceae. The transcript is spliced from 3 exons.